AUCCCAGUGUAUGAAACCACAACUCCAAACUGCAACAUACUCUCCAACACAAAGGCAUCGUGCACACUGUGAAAGGGAGCCUGGCUCCAGGGCUUUCCUUGUGCUCCCAUGCAGAAAGAGUCCCCAGGGGAGCCAGUGCCAGCUGAGACUGAAAAACAAGGGUCCAAGAUCUAAUUCUCAUCAUGGCAGCAGAGAGCUCGGAGACAGAUGGUCCCAGAUCCUUCAUGCCUGCUGAGCUUCAGCAUCCUCACUCUAAGUAUUCUCAGUGGAAGUUUAAGUUGUUUAGGGUGAAGUCUAUGGAGAAGGCACCUCUGCCGAGUGAGGCACAGCCGCAGAUAGGAGCUUCAUUAGGGAUCCCACCUCCUACUGCGCCAAAUAUAGAGACAGAUCAUGGUGCAGGACUGGCAAGUGUUAUGAAAUUAUGCCUUGGGGGAAAAAGCAAGGACAAUGUGGAGGGCCCUGGCAGGAGAGUAGAUAUGAAACUGCAGGAAAUGGAAACGCACAUGAACCAUCUCAGGGGUCUUUGUCGCAUUUGUGGAAUGGCAGUAAGGAAGGUCAAAGGGCCGGUGCAUGAAGUCCAUGGAGAUCUGGAUGAAGCAAGCAAAUGUGUGCUCCGCAAAAUGGGCUGCAAGUUUACAAGCUGGCCAGAGGUCCUCCUGAAGGUCUUUAAAGUGGAUGUGACAGAUGACGUAGAAUCCAUCCAACCUCUGUUCUUCUGCCAUCGCUGCUGGCUGGCUGCCAUUCGUGGAGGGGGUGUCUGCAGCUUCACUAGAACAAAAGUUCCAGAGUGGAAACCCCAUACCUCCCACUGCUACCUGUGCUUCCCAAAAAAGUCAUCAUUUCAAAGGACUGGGAGAAAGAGGAGGAAAGUUGUUCCAAAAGUCCAGAGUUUGGCCAAAAGAGCCAGGUGGGACCACAGUGACAACAGUACUGUUGGUGAAAAAAAGGCCCAGAAGCCCUUUGGAGACCGGCACAGUUCUGGACUGAAGACAUGGAAAAAAAGCAGCAUCCAGAGAGAACAGUGGGUGAAAAACAUCACGCACUGCCAGAAUGACCAUCUGAACACCAAACUUAUUGCAGAGAAGCUCCCAGGGGAUUUUAUAAUUUCUUUCACCUGCCUGGUCUGUGAUCACCUGCUCUGUGAUCCAGUUCAGGCCCCCUGUGGGCACCUCUUCUGCCGCAGCUGCAUUAUUAAAUUUACUCACGUUCUGGGACCCCACUGCCCUGCAUGCAACUUCUCUUGUGCCCCAGAUGAGCUCAUCCCUCCUGCCAAAACCUUCUUAUCAACCCUCUAUUCUCUGCCUCUACUGUGCCCCUGUGAAGGUUGUGGUGAGCAAGUGCAGCUAGGUGUGUUCAAGGCCCACUGUCUAAACCAUGAGUUUGAGAAAGGUGAAAACAGACACUCAUCUCAGUUUCAAAAUUACCUGCUAAUUAACAAGGGGGGGAGACCUCGCCAGCAUUUGCUCUCUUUAACCCGUCGUGCCCAGAAGCACCGACUGAGGGAUCUGAAGAGCCAGGUUAAAGUGUUUGCAGACAAAGAAGAAGGAGGCGAUCUGAAGUCAGUGUGUUUGACACUGUUUCUUCUUGCACUGAGAUCUGGGAACGAGCACCGGCAGGCAGAUGAGCUUGAGGCCAUGAUGCAAGGCAGAGGCUUUGGAUUGAGUCCUGCAGUGUGCUUAGCCAUUCGGGUCAACACAUUCCUGAGCUGCAGCCAGUAUCAUAAGAUGUAUCGGACGGUCAAAGCUACAAGUGGCCGUCAGAUCUUUCAGCCCUUGCACACCCUUAGAGCUGCAGAAAAGGAGCUCCUCCCUGGCUUUCAUCAGUUUGAAUGGCAGCCAGCUCUCAAAAAUGUGUCCACGUCUUACAAUGUCGGCAUCAUCAACGGACUGUCAGGAUGGACCUCCUCACUGGAUGACUCCCCUGCUGACACCAUCACUCGUCGUUUCCGCUAUGAUGUUGCACUGGUUUCAGCGCUGAAGGAUCUUGAGGAGGACAUCAUGGAAGGGCUGAGAGACACUGGUAUGGAAGACAGUGCUUGCACCCUGGGCUUCAGAGUCAUGAUCAAGGAGUGUUGUGAUGGCAUGGGGGAUGUUAGCGAGAAGCAUGGUGGAGGACCAGCUAUUCCAGAGAAGGCUGUCCGCUUCUCUUUCACUAUUAUGUCAGUCUCUAUUCAGGGUGAAGAUGAUCAGGAAGAAGUCACAAUUUUUACGGAGCCAAAGCCAAAUUCAGAGCUUUCCUGCAAGCCCCUUUGUCUAAUGUUUGUGGAUGAGUCAGACCAUGAGACUUUGACUGCUGUUCUGGGGCCUAUUGUUGCAGAGCGAAAUGCGAUGAAAGAGAGCAGGCUCAUCUUAUCCAUUGGUGGCAUGCUACGCUCCUUUCGCUUCUACUUUAGGGGCACAGGCUACGAUGAAAAGAUGGUGCGUGAGAUGGAGGGCCUGGAGGCCUCCGGAUCCACAUACAUCUGCACUCUGUGUGACUCUGGUCGUGCGGAGGCCGCUCAGAAUAUGGUGUUACACUCCAUCACCCGCAGCCAUGAUGAGAACCUGGAACGUUAUGAAAUAUGGAGAACCAACCCCUUUUCUGAAUCUGUUGAUGAGUUAAGAGACAGAGUCAAAGGAGUCUCAGCCAAGCCCUUCCUGGAGACCCAGCCCACACUGGAUGCAUUGCACUGCGACAUAGGUAAUGCCACUGAGUUCUACAAAAUUUUCCAGGAUGAAAUUGGAGAAGUUUAUAAAAGGCCCAACCCCAGCAGAGAGGAAAGGCGCAGCUGGAGGGCAGCCUUGGACAAACAGCUGAGAAAGAAGAUGAAGCUUAAACCAGUGAUGAGGAUGAAUGGGAACUAUGCCCGAAGGUUAAUGACCAUGGAGGCUGCAGAAGUGGUUUGUGAACUGGUGCCCUCAGAGGAAAGGAGAGAGGCCCUGAGGGAGCUCAUGAGGCUCUACCUCCAGAUGAAACCUGUAUGGCGUGCUACCUGUCCAGCCAAGGAGUGCCCUGACCAGCUGUGCCGCUACAGUUUUAACUCACAACGUUUUGCUGACCUGCUCUCCUCUACCUUCAAGUACAGAUACAAUGGAAAAAUAACCAACUAUCUGCACAAGACCCUUGCACAUGUGCCUGAAAUAAUAGAAAGAGAUGGAUCCAUAGGAGCCUGGGCCAGCGAGGGGAAUGAGUCAGCAAAUAAACUGUUUAGGCGUUUCAGGAAGAUGAAUGCACGGCAGUCAAAGGCCUUUGAGCUGGAAGACGUGCUGAAACACCAUUGGCUCUACACCUCCAAGUACUUGCAAAAGUUCAUGGAGGCUCACAAGGACUCUGCUAAAGCUUUCCAGGCAACAAUAGAUCCAGAGGAGAUCCAUGAUGAUGAGGAUGUGACUCUGGAAAUCACUGAGUUUUGAUUUAUUUUAGGACAAACUCCUAGACUGAUUUUAGGCUGGUCAAUAACCUGACAUUUACAUCAGUGUCUGUGUUCUUAUUUCCAAUACUUAUUGAUAUUUAAAGUAACACAGAAAUUGGUUCAUUUCGGUAUACUUUAUGAAAGCCUCUGACAUUUCUUGACACUCAUUUUGUUUUUAGUUUGGAUUUUUCAAUUCUGUGUCUUUGUGUGUCAAUUGUUGGCAGUCUUUUCUUAAGUAAUCUAUAUUUUGCACUUGAAAAAAAGCAAAAUUAAAUCUUAUGCAGACACAGUUUUUGAUUACUAUUUCCUUUUACCCAUAUUGAAACAGUAGAUGAAGUGUAACUAAUUUUGGAUAACUCUGUAAAUGUAAGACACAAGUUUCUUUUCUUUUCUUUUUUCCUCACAACUUGAAAAAGGAAUAUUUCUUUGAAAUAUGAUACAUUUUAUUGUAUUGCAUGGAUGUGACACAUUUAUGAAUUUAUACAGAAGGGAUAUUUAUGGAAGCAGAUGAAAGAGCUGUAAGUCAUGGAGUGAAAUUGUGUUAAGAAAGACCACAUUUGUGGCCAGUGUUUUAAUAUAUCAUUUUAGUGAGAGGAAAAUGCAAUCACAGAGACCCAAAUGUUCUUUGUUUCAUGAGUGCCCUCUGAAAAAGAUGACUUUAGUGCUUUAUCGUUGGGUCCCCAGGGGCCAGAGUAGAUGCCAGGUCACUUUGAAGCAAUUUUUUAUCUCUUUUAGGCUUUGCACAGCGGAGGAUAGAUGAUAGUUAUUCGAAUUCUUCUCAUAAAAUGAAGCAUAUACUGACCUUUUUGUGGACAUCAUUGGAAUAAAGUGUGCUCCAUUAGAGAUCCUAAUACCCCAUGGACUCUGCAACUAGCAGGGACUUUUCUUCACUUUUGUUUAUGACCUGGUUCCUUUUCUCCCUCAGCAUUUCUUCACUGCUUUUUGACAGAGAAGAGGGAUGGGCAAAACCAGAAAGCCUCAUUUGUUGGCAACUUUAUUUGUUUGAUUGAUUGAUUAUAUUGUCUUCUCCUGCCCUAGCCAUUUUGAAUUGUGACAGGCAAUUUUAUUUUUCUUUCUUGAUUGAAUGUUUGAUUUUGUUUUACUUCUGUAUGUUUAACAAUACAAAUGCAAUGAAAUAUUCACAUUUCAUUGGAAAGUUGUCAAAGCCCUGCAAUAACACCAUUUUUUAGAGAGGAUUACUUUGAAACUUGCAAUAUAUUUGUUUUUGCAAUAAUGAAUUGCAUUUCCAGAGUAAUAGAUGAUGGAUGAUUCAGAAAAUGUCCCUUUUUUUUUCUCUUUUGCUGUGUUUUCCUCAUUUAUGCUUUCGGUGAUACACUAAACAUACACUCAGGUAAACUAUGUGCAAGUUUUUCACUUAUGAGCUUCACACAACACAUACACUACAGCACUGCUGUUUGUUACGAUUCUCCUGUUUCUCACAAAGCAAUGUCUCAGUGAAAAGUUGUUUUAAUGCAUGAUCGAUUUUGAUGCUGUUCAUUUUUGUGUUUAAAACAAACAAAUAAAUAAAUAAAUACUA
Messenger RNA from Cyprinodon tularosa, 4928 nucleotides. It is a transcript of the gene rag1, whose product is annotated as recombination activating 1. Gene Ontology annotation, molecular function: ubiquitin protein ligase activity; double-stranded DNA endonuclease activity; sequence-specific DNA binding. Gene Ontology annotation, cellular component: DNA recombinase complex; endodeoxyribonuclease complex; nucleus. The transcript has 4 exons. Bases 183 to 3392 code for a protein of 1069 amino acids. The record is from RefSeq and is a predicted model, not a curated record. NCBI's taxonomy places the organism in Eukaryota, Metazoa, Chordata, Actinopteri, Cyprinodontiformes, Cyprinodontidae. Gene Ontology annotation, biological process: adaptive immune response; V(D)J recombination; pre-B cell allelic exclusion.